AUGUCUAGUCAGCAUCUUGUCCUAGGCCUCCCACGUGUCUUGCCGUCGCUGCCGCCUUCGCUUGCACCGCCGUGUCGUCCCUGCGUCGAGGGUAGGCUGCGCGCCACCCCUCACUCCUCCUCCCUUCGUCCGGCCACCGAGCCUUUUGAGACGCUUCACUUGGACGUCUGGGGCCCCGCCCCUCGUCUAGGCCCUGAGCGUGAGCGUUACUUUCUGGUGGUCGUUGACGACUUCUCCCGCUACACCACAGUGUUCCCUCUGGCGAAGAAGUCUGAGGUGACUUCUACGCUGAUCAGGUGGUUGCUCACCACCGAGGACACUCAUGGUCGUCGUGUCAGCUGUCUCCACUCCGACCGUGGGGGUGAGUUUCGCUUCGGCAUUCUCGCUGGAUUCUGUCGCGAGCAGGGCAUUCGUCAGUCCUGGACGCUUCCAGAGUCCCCACAGCAGAAUGGGGUUGCUGAGCGCCGCAUAGGCCUGGUCAUGGAGAUCGCCCGCACCUCCUUGACUCACGCCUGUGCCCCCCAUUUUCUGUGGCCCUACGCGGUCAAGUACGCCGCGCACCAGCUGAACCUCUGGCCACGUGUCUCUCGACCAGAGGUUUCACCGACCAGUCUUUGGACAGGGUCCCCUGGUGUUGCGUCGCGGUUUCGUGUCUGGGGGUGCUUGGCUCUUGUCCGCGACACCUCCGCGGACAAGCUCUCGCCUCGUGCCGUCCUCUGUGUCUUCCUUGGUUUCCCUGAGGACUCCUCUGACUUCACCUUUUACCACCCUCCCUCUCACCGGUUCUUUGACUCUCGUGACGUCCGUUUCGAGGAGUCCACUCCGUACUACGUCAGGUACCCCAGUCGAGGUCUCCCGGUUCCUCCUCCCCCCCUCUUCCUGACUGCCGCUCCCCCUCCUGCUCCCCCGGUACAGCCUCCCCCCCCUGGCCCAGCCCCGUCAGGUGUGUCCCAGGCUACCCCUCCUCCUUCGGUAGCCCCUCCGGUACAGCCUCCCUCCCCACAGUCCUCCUCGCAGCGUGCCGCUGGUGCUAGCUCUCGAGAGGUUGGUGCUGCGCCUGUUCCUGUACCGGUUUCUGGUUCUGGGGGUGCUGGUGUUGGAGCUGGUGUUGGAGCUGUAGGUGGAGCUGGUGUUGGAGCAGGAGGUGGAGCUGGAGGAGGCACUGGAGUUUCUGGUUCUGGGGGUGCUGGAGUUGGAGCUGGAGUUUCUGGUUCUGGAGUUGGAGCUGACCCGGUGGGUGCAGAGGACUCUUGUCGUCCGGGAGCUGGUGCUGGUCGCGCGGACACUGGGGGUGAGAGUGCGCCUCCUUUGAGUUCUGGUGAGCCUGGGUCUGGAGCUGGUGUUAGUGCUGCCUCUGGGGGUGGUGCGCCUGGUUCUUCGGGGGUGGACUCUGGAGCUACCGCUGCUUCGGACACUACUCCGCCCCCCCACCCCUACCCGACUAGGCACCAGGCUCGUGUUCGCUGUGCCCGUGACGAGCAGCUGGCGUUGGAGAGAGAGGAGAGGGAGUUACAGCGGCUGGAGGAGCAGCAGCAGCAGCUGGAGCCGCAGGAGCAGCAGCAGCAGCAGCACCAGCUGGACCCGCAGGAGCAGCAGUCCCAGCAGCAGCCGCGUCCGCAGCAGCAGCAGUCGCAGCAGCAGCAGCAGCAGCCACUUCCUCCUCCUGUCUCGGGUCUUCGGGCCCUUGGUCUCCCCUCCCCUUCUCCUCCCUCCUCCGCCUCUCCUCCUGUCUACGGUCUCACGUUUCCUCCGCCUGACUCCUCCCCCACUGUUUUCUCCAGUUCUCCGCCUUUGUCCUCUCCUCCUCCGUCUCGUUCUUGGGCUACUCGUCGCUCCCCUCGUGCUCGUCCCUCGUCUCCUUUUCCCUUCACUGACCUUCGUACUGCCUUACUUUGUUCUAGUCCACCUCGUCCGUCUCAGUCUGUGCUUCUGUCUCCUCCUGAGUCGGCCCUCACCGUGUCGCUCCCUGCUCCCGUCACUGACUACUACCGCACGUACCGUCCUGUUCUCUCUCGUGUUCUCGCCUCUCUUGUUACUCACCCUCGUGCCUCUGUGUCCUCUGUGUCCGCUCUUACUGCCGCAGUUACUGACUUUGCCUCUACACGUCGCCUUGACUACGCCACCACGCUUGUGGCUGCUCCUCCUACCAGUCCUCUGGCCGUCAGGGGUGUGUCUGCCCUUGGCUGUGACGACCUAGAGGACAGGCAGUUUGAGCUAGAGUUCCUGGCGGCCGCUUCCCCUCAUCUCUGUGCCAUGCUCCUCGCCCCUGAGGGUGACCCCGACGCCCUUGACAUUCCGACUCCUCGCACUUACGCUGAGGCAGUGUCAGGGCCUUGGGCCUCUCAGUGGAGAGCUGCCAUGGACGCAGAGAUGGCCUCCUACAGAUCCACAGGCACCUACGUCGAUGAGGUUCCCCCCCCUGGGGCGAACGUAGUCGACGGCAUGUGGAUCUACAGGGUGAAGCGGCCACCGGGAUCUCCCCCGGUCUUCAAGGUGCGCUACGUGGCUAGAGGUUUCAGUCAGCGCGAGGGAGUUGACUUCUUUCAGACCUUCGCACCUACCCCGAAGAUGACCACUCUUCGGGUGUUACUACACGUAGCAGCACAGAGAGACUACGAGUUACACUCUCUCGACUUCUCCACUGCUUUCCUUCAGGGCAGCCUACACGAGGAGGUCUGGUUACGUCGUCCCUCGGCCUUCACUGGCACUUUCCCUCCUGGGACCCAGUGGAGGCUGAGGCGACCUGUUUACGGUCUUCGCCAGGCCCCUCGUGAGUGGCACGACACUCUGCGUUCUACCCUCUCUGACCUUGGGUUCCAGCCGUCUUCUGCCGACCCGUCGCUGUUCGUUCGUCGUGGCUCCACACCGUUCUUUGUCCUGGUCUACGUCGACGACCUCGUUUUCGCCACUCCGGACAGGGUUGCUUUGGCAGACGUGAAGUCCGAACUGCAGAAGAGACACACGUGCACUGAUCUUGCUGAGGCUGAGAUUUACGCUGGUGCCAUGGCGGCACAGGAGUUGCGGUGGUUGACCUUCUUGCUCGCCGACCUUGGUGAGCGGCCGAGCUCUGCACCGACCUUGUUUACUGACAACAAGGCGUCGAUCCUCCUCUGUCGUGAGCCGCGACUGGAGAGCAGAGUGAAGCACAUUCACGUCAGGUACUUUCUUCUGCGAGAGUUGCAGAGACGUGGACAGGCUCGCUUUGAGUUCGUGGAGUCCGAGGCCAACACUGCAGACAUCUUCACCAAGGCGCUUCCGCCUUGUGACCACCAGAGGUGUUGUGUGCAGUUAGGCCUUGUUGACUCAGGUUCUAGUCAUGUGUAG
Closterium sp. NIES-65 is the source of this 3324-nucleotide messenger RNA. Lineage: Eukaryota; Viridiplantae; Streptophyta; Zygnematophyceae; Desmidiales; Closteriaceae. The record is from the annotation of a GenBank genome assembly.